Molecule: messenger RNA, 459 nt
Organism: Soboliphyme baturini
Lineage: Eukaryota; Metazoa; Nematoda; Enoplea; Dioctophymatida; Soboliphymatidae
Source: the annotation of a GenBank genome assembly
CAAUGUCAGGUGAUGACCGGUGUAGUGUGUUGGGCUUUGGGUGGACUGUACAUUGUCAACGAAGGUGUGUUGAGUAGCCUGUCGAUCGCCAUAGUGUCUGGCCUGUAUUUCAUGGUGAGCGGUUCGGUCGGCAUCUGUGGUGCCACCAGCUACCGUCGUAGUCUGCUGGUCGCUUACGUCACCAUGUGCUUCCAUACGCUGAUAUUGUUCGUUCCAUGCUUGGUUGCGUACUCCGUUUUGGCUAUGUCGUUGAACGAAGACGGCUGCUACGUCAAGUGCGACUGGAGUACGUACGGAUGCAAGAUGCUGUGUCAGGGAUCACUCGAAUGGUAUUGUUUUACUGUAUCGUACGUUUGUCCGCGACGCCGUGCUACCAUUUUUAACUACUCAUUUUUCCCUCUGUUUGUGCUCAGACGAAACGAUCAACAGAACAGUAACGAAAACAAAACACAUAAAUAG